CCUUAGUACACACCAUUGUCCAGAUUAACCUAUUAUCCAGUUAAUCACUUUUCAAUUUCCUUAACUUUUCACUUCUAUCCUUAUUAUUUCAGAUUUCAUGUUUCUCUCUUCAUCUUUACCUCCCUCUAUCAUCGUCUCUCUCUCUUCAUCUUCAUCUUCAUCUUCAUCUCCCUCAACCCUAGCCGCCACCACAGUCCCUUCUCCCUUCCAUACAACCCCUUCUCCAUUCUCUCAGAUUUUGCACGAAAAACACAGAAACCGCAGUUUGCUGUCGUUAUUAUGUAAACCGAGAUUUUGUUGGCAACUUCAUCUUCAACUCAUUCAACCCUUUUUCACUCAGGUAAGCAAUCGUUUCCUUUUACCUUGACCAUAGAGCAUCAUCUGAAGUUAUGAAACACAAAAGAUUUGAGAUUUGUUAGGGAGAGAUGUUAGCAAUUGGGACUGAACUCUAGAUUUCGGUGUACCUACCCAAACCACUAGAAUACUCCUUUUGUUAUAUGAUACUGCUUCUCACCACUUUCGGUGUGCUACUGUUGCGUCCAAUGUGAAGCUACAGGUGCGGAAUUGAAGCUUCAAUGGUUGGUGAUGUGGAAUUGACGCAUUGAGGUGAUGUCGGUGUUUGAGCUUAUGCAUCGAAGUCGGUGUUUAUCUGCGGGUUGAAUGGUCUGCAGAUUGUGUUUGAUUAUGGAGGAUAUAAUCAAUUAAUCUUGGUUGAUUGAAUGUUAUUAUUUCCUUUUUGGUAAAUCUGAAUGGAAAUUUAUUUUAUUAGGUUUGGGAUGCUAACAUUAUUGAAACAACACAAGAAUGAUUCUAUGACAAUAACAUGGAUGAAUACUUCAAAGACAUUCAAACAAAUAUCUUGGAAACAUGUACACUGGUCAAGUACUGGAUCAUAUGGGAAAUUUUCGUCAGCAGAGAUUCAGGAAUUGUCUAAAUUGGUGAUUAAAGGUUUUGAACAGAAAGAGUGUUUGCGAGGACCUAAUGACAAGGAGCUUUUUUUUGAUGACUUUGGUGAAUGUUGCAAAAGAGUCUCUGUGUUGGGUAUACAAGCCUCAUAUUUUAAGAUUUUGUGUGCAACAGCUGUUAAGGAGCUGCCGUUUUUUCACCAAAUGACUGUUGGCACCUUCAGGUUCAUAUUUGACAAGAAGCCGAGCAUCAUGUUUGUUUUUUUGGAAAUGGUGAACUGUGCAUCAAGGCCUCUUCCAAUGGUGAAGCCGGAAGUGGACGAAGUCAACAUAGAGAUGGAGUACUCGAGUGAAGCUAUAUACUCAUGAAGAACAAAUCAAACUAGAGGAACCAACUAGGAUUUGAAAACCAAGAAUCAAAAGAUGUUCUAAUUUUCUUGGUAUUAGUUUUCUUUCUGCCAUUUGUAAUUUGGGACCAUUGCACUUUCCUUGUUCCUUAUCUUGCAAAUAAAGCCUUGUAUAUUGAUCCAAAAGUGAAAAAUCUCUUCCAAUGUAACCAUUUGCUUGACUUUGCAAUAAUCUAUCAUAAGCACUUCAAAAAUGCUUAGGAUCUUGACACAGUGACAUCGAGAGAAAUUGACUGUUGUAUCUACUAUACCCGAAACAUAUCUUAUACUAGCCCUGCAUUUUCUACAGCUUUAUUUACAAGUUCUACAUUUAUUAUCUUUUA
Molecule: messenger RNA, 1635 nt
Organism: Vicia villosa (hairy vetch)
Lineage: Eukaryota; Viridiplantae; Streptophyta; Magnoliopsida; Fabales; Fabaceae
Exons: 9
Coding region: 750-1274 (174 amino acids)
Source: RefSeq, a predicted model, not a curated record